AUGCCUGGUUUGGAUGAGGAUCAAUACUUGAAGAUGUUUAUGCAUUAUGCAUUGGAUGGUACAAGUUGUGCUCAUGAAGAAUUUAUCUCAGUUGGGAGAGAGAUUGCCAAAAGGCUACACCAAUCACCUAUUGCAGCAGUAAUAGUUGCAGGACGGCUUGGGGCAAACCCAAAUAUCAGUUUUUGGAAAAAUGUUGCAAAGCUUGACAUGUUGAAUGACACCAUGGAUGCUCUUUGGUGGAGCUAUAAGCAGCUUAAUCCAGACAUCAGGCGAUGCUUUGAAUUCUGCAAUAUUUUCCCCAGAAGAUUCAAACUGGAAAAAGACCAAUUAGUCCACCUGUGGAUAGCACAAGGGUUUGUAAAGACUAGUUGUGCAGUAGAGGAGAUGGAAGAUGUAGCCGAGGGCUACAUUCAUGAGUUAGUGUCAUGCUCAUUUCUGCAACCAGAAGUAGAUGAUUUCUCUGAAGAAGAAUACUUUACAAUUCAUGAUCUGCUGCAUGACUUAUUAGCCAAGGUUGCUGGAAGUGAUUGCUUCAGAAUUGAGAAUGCAAGGGGCCAUGGAGGAGAAGGCUGGAAGGGAGAUGUCCCUCGAGAUGUCCGACAUCUUUUUGUUCAGAAUUAUGAUGGAGAAUUGAUUACUAAGAAGAUCCUUGGAUUGGACAAUUUAUGGACUCUCAUCAUUGAUGUUGUUGAAGAGGAUACACCAGUUGAGGAAAAAGUCAUUGAGAUUAUAUGCAAGAAGCUGCCAAAACUGCGGGUACUAGCCGUUGCUUUCAGCAAGAAACAUCAUGGAAUCAGGAAACCCAAUAAGUUCUCGGUCCCAACAUCUAUUGCUCAGUUAAAGCACCUACGCUAUCUUGCUUUCAGGACAUACCACUCAUGCUUUGUAACUUUACCAAGAACACUAACUAAACUUCACCAUAUCCAGCUGCUAGAUUUUUACGAGGGCCUAAUGUUGGAAUUCCCCUUUGCUGACGUUGUCAACUUGCGGCACAUGUUCUGCAUGCCAUACUUGAGAUCCCCUAACUUGGGCAAGCUGAUCUCACUCCAAACGCUACCAUGCUUCAUAGUAAGGAAUCAAAAACUUCGUGGACUGUUGAUCAGAGGCCUUGAAAGUGUUAAAAGCAAGGAGGAAGCUCUUGAAGCCAAUCUAGCUGCCAAGGAACAGCUCACAGAACUGAAGUUGGUAUGGUUUGGUGAUAAUGAUACAAGGUGCAGUCCAGAAGUUGAAGCAGAGGUACUUGAGGGCCUGUGCCCUCCCGUGGGGCUUCAAAAACUUCAUAUAUUUGGAUACAAAGGUUCAAGGUACCCAGAUUGGAUGGUGCGUAAGCAGAGCGGUGGCCCAGAGGGCCUAGGAAAUCUUUAUCUCAUAAGAUGCAACCAACUGGUACCUAGUCUUCAAUUUGAAGCCUUCCCUCAUCUUCGUGUGCUCCAGAUUUCGUUCUGCAGCUGGGACUCGUUACUGGGCAACAUGGAGCACCUGACGUUACUCAAGAAACUGGAUAUCGUGGGAUGUGAGAAUAUCCGGUCUCUUCCAACACUGCCCCAGUCUAUUGAGAAAUUGUAUCUUGCUGAGUGCAACAAUGAGUUGAUGAAGUCUUGUCAAAGAGUGGGACAUCCAAACUGGCAAAAGAUUGAGCACAUCCCCAUGAAAAUUAUUGGGUGA
Triticum turgidum subsp. durum (durum wheat) is the source of this 1665-nucleotide messenger RNA. The record is from the annotation of a GenBank genome assembly. Lineage: Eukaryota; Viridiplantae; Streptophyta; Magnoliopsida; Poales; Poaceae.